UGUGUAUUUGUGAAUGUGCGUGUGUGUGUGAGUGCCUGUGGAAGCCAGAAGAGCACAUCAGAUCUUCUGGAGCUGGAACUGCAGGCAAUUGUCAACUGCCCCGUGUGGCUGCUAGGAACUGAACCUGGGUCCUCUGGAAAGUAGGAUGGACUCUUAAAUGCUAAGCCAGUUCUCCAGCCCAUGCAUCUUAUUUUUUUAAGGCAGGGUCUAUCACUGAACUUGGAGCUCAGUGUUUCAGGUCAACUACCUGGCCAGUGAGCCCCCAAGACCUAGCUGCCUCCCUGCUCAGCUAGUGCUAGGGUUACAGGCAUGUGCUGCCAUGCCUGACUUUACAUGAGUAUUGGGGACGGAACUCAGGUCCUGCAAGCAUUUUGUGCAGCAAAUAUUUUACCCAUUGAGCCAUUUCUUGAGCCAUCUCCCCAGUCCUGAAGUAAAGAACAUUCCUUUACUUAAAUAUGCUAAGAAGAAAAACAUGGAAAGUAGAUAUGGAUGUCCCAAGAGACUGAAAUUUUAUUUAGAAUGGCAAUGAAAAGCUCACUGGGAAAGUAACUUCUGAAUAAAUAUCCAAAAGAAACUGUAGAGUUCUCCAUGUAAAGACAUGAAGGACUUGUGUACUUGGCAAAGGAAACCCAAAUGUUGAUGCAGUGUGGGUUUAUUGUGUUUUGGAACAGUAGUUAGGCCUGUGAUGUCGUAGUAGGAACAGGAAGGUAGAUGGGUAACUGAUGAAAUAACAGGAACUAUAUACUGCAGGACUUUGUAGGUCAUUGUAAAGCGCAGCUUUUUCUUGGAGAUUUUAUGGUAGAAGGGUCAUCUGGCUUGAACGAUUGUUCUUGUUAGCACAUAGGAGUGCGUUGCAAGGUGACAAGAUCAGAUGCAGUGUCUGCACUGCUGCUGCUGUCUUCGGCUGUCACCAAACCGUCAAAUGUCAGGAGAGGUGAGGACUGAUAAGAACUGGGGUGGUGGAAGGUGCCAAAUUCUGGGACUGUUCUAAAGGCUGAACCAGCAAGCUUGUGACAGUCUGUGUUUCAAAAGAAAAGGCAGUAAAGACCAUUAUCUCAAGAGUGGAACUGAUAGGACCUGAGGUAAAGGAGGACCCUAAGAUAAAUUGUUUCAGGAGAACCACAAAUAGGCCAGGCCAGUUUUGAGCUAAAACACAGUGGGGCAGGGACAGGUAGCCUUCAGUUUAACAUUUGGGAAAAGUCCAGACCUAGAGAAAACAAAGUAGACAUUGUGUGAAUGCCUGUGGAUCCUGUCAUGGCUAUGUGAGGUCACAUGUUGGCAUGAAAAGGAGUCCAGACACUGAGCCUGUAGCACCUUCAUGUUUGCAGGCUGUGGAGAGGAGGAGGCAUCAGCCCAAAGAGCCAGGGAAGGGGUAACAAUGAAAAGACAGUGUUCCGAGUGUCCCCAAGAGCAACGUUAUUCAAGGAAGAAAAGAAUACUUCUGUUUUUGUUUGUUUUUCUCAGGGCAGGGUCUCACUAUGUAGCCCCAGCUAUCCUGGAACUCACUCUGUAGACCAGGGUGGCCUUGAGCUCACAGAGAUUCUCCUGCCCAAGUGCUAGAAUUAAAGGUGUGUGCCAUUACACCUGACUGAAAAUACUUCUUGGCAUAUUUGUGUUAUACAUCCUAUUUCUCAACUUGUUUCUUGACUAGUGGUGAGCGUCUUUUUCAACUGGGGGAAAAAUGGCAGUGUUCAAGAAACUAAAGCUUCUCCUCUGGAAGAAUUUCGUCUUAAAGAAGCGGAAGACUCUGAUAACAGUUCUCGAAAUCCUGAUGCCGUUACUGUUUUCUGCAAUUGUACUGUAUCUUCGUUUCAAUAGUAUGCCAAUACAUGUAUCGACUACUAAGUACCCAGCAUUUGAUAUCAGUUUUCUUCCAAUAUAUUUUUAUUAUUAUCCGAUGAGAAGUAAAUAUCAGUUGGCCUAUAUCCCUUCCAAAAGUGAGACUUUGAAAACCGUUACUAAAAUGGUGGAUCAAGCCUUCACUGUUGGCUUCCAAGCUGUAGGCUUUCCUUCAGUGCCUUUAUUUGAAAACUAUAUAAUUAAGGAUCCCAAGUCUUUCUACAUACUGGCAGGAAUUGUUUUUGACCACAGCUUCAAUAGCAGCAAUGAACCUUUGCCACUUAUGGUUAAGUAUGACUUGCGCUUCAGUUAUGUUCAGAGGAACCUCGCACAACGGAGGCAUUUCAUUUUUCAAGAGGAGAUAGAAGGCUGGUGCACAGCCUUUCUUUAUCCUCCUAGUCUAAGCCAAGAACCCCGGGAAUUUACAUAUGCUGAUGGGGGACGCCCUGGAUACAGCAGCGAAGGCUUCCUAUCAAUACAGCAUGCAGUAAACAAAGCCAUCAUGUGGCACCAUGCUCCCCAUGCAACACUCAACAUGUUCAAGAAUCUCAAAGUACUGUUGCAGAGAUUUCCGUUUGGGCCCUAUAUCCAGGACCCAUUCUUAGUGAUCCUUCAGAAUGAGUUCCCUCUGCUGCUCAUGCUCAGCUUCAUCUGUGUCGAGCUCAUAAUCAUCAGUUCCAUUUUACUGGAGAAGGAGAAGAAACUGAAGGAAUAUAUGUGUAUGAUGGGAUUGGAGAGCUGGCUGCACUGGGUUGCCUGGUUCAUUACGUUCUUCAUUUCUGCCUUAAUUGCUGUUUCUGCUAUGACCAUUCUUUUCUGUACAAAGAUAAACAACGUGGCUGUGUUCGGGAACAGUAAUCCUUGCUUGAUAUUCAUUUUUCUCAUGUGUUUUGCUACUGCCACAAUUUUCUUUGCAUUCAUGAUGAGCACGUUCUUUCAACGAGCACAUGUCGGAACUGUGAUGGGUGGCAUCAUCUUCUUCUUCACGUACCUUCCCUACCUGUACAUCACUUUCAGUUAUCACCAGAGGACCUAUGUCGAAAAGAUAGCCUCUUGCCUCUUCUCAAAUGUUGCCAUGGCAAUGGGAGUCCGAUUCAUCUCUCUGUUUGAAACCAAAGGCUCAGGCAUCCAGUGGAGGAACGUAGGCAGUGUCCGAGGAGACUUCAGCUUCCUCCAGGUGCUGCUGAUGCUUCUGCUGGACUCCCUCCUGUACUGUCUGAUCGGCUUUUUGGUGGAGUCUCCCUUCUUGAGAAAGUUUCGAACGCCUAAGUCUUGGUACUUACUUGCCAAGAGGCCUGUUCCAGCAACACUGCCACUUCUGGACAUGGGGGAUCCGGAGAAACCUUCAAGGAGAGAGUUCAUGCAGGAUGAGCCAGCUGAGCAAAUAAAAUCAAUUGAAAUCCUACAUCUGUAUAAGGUGUUUUAUAGGGGACGGAGUAAACGCAUAGCAGUCAAGGAUCUGAGCUUGAACCUGUACGAGGGGCAGAUCACUGUUCUCCUGGGACACAACGGAGCAGGGAAAACCACGGUCUGCUCCAUUCUUACAGGUCUUAUUUCUUCUUCAAAGGGACAGGCAUAUGUCCAUGGACGGGACAUCUCAAAAGACAUGGUUUACAUCAGGAAGAGCCUGGGCUGGUGCCCACAGCAUGACAUUUUGUUUGAUAACUUUACAGUAGCCGACCAUCUCUCUUUCUAUGGCCAGUUGAAAGGCCUGUCUCCCCAGAACUGCCGUGAAGAAACAGAGGAGCUGUUGCACCUCCUCGGCCUAAAGGACAAGUGGAACUCGAGGUCCAAGUUCCUGACUUGGGGGAUGAAGCGCAAGCUCUCGCUUGGCAUCGCCCUCAUAGCCGGUUCCAAGGUCCUGAUUCUGGACGAGCCCACCUCAGGCAUGGACUCCACUUCCAGGAGGGCCAUCUGGGACCUUCUUCAGCAGCAGAAGAGCAACCGCACCAUCCUGCUGACCACUCACUUCAUGGACGAAGCUGACCUGCUGGGAGACCGCAUCGCCAUCUUGGCCAAGGGGGAGCUACAGUGCUGUGGAUCACCACCGUUCCUCAAGCAGAAAUAUGGUGGAGGAUAUUAUAUGACUUUGAUAAAAACACCUAUCUGUGACACCGUGAAGCUUUCUAGUGUGGUUUACCAACACAUACCAAAUGCAGUUUUGGAGUCCAGCAUUGGAGAAGAAGUGGUAUUCAUACUUCCUAAGAAGACUACGUCCAGGUUUGAAGCUCUAUUUACUGAAUUAGAACAGAGACAGAUAGAGCUGGGAAUCUCCACUUUGGGAGCCUCUGUCACUACUAUGGAGGAAGUGUUCAUACAAGUUUGUAAGUUGGCUGAUUCUGGCACAAAUAUCUUAACUGAGAAGCGACCCUCUGCUCAACCUUCUCCCCGAAUUCACAGAGUUCCUGUUGACAGAAUUAAAUGUCUUCACUCAAGAAUCUUUUCAGUGCAGACUGGCCUGUCAAUCAAAUUAAAUACUGGAUUCCGUCUUUUCUGCCAACAAUUCUAUGCCAUGCUCCUGAAAAAGGUCACAUAUUCUUGGCGCAACUGGAAGUUGAUGUUAUUCGUGCAGAUUCUGCUGCCUCUGGUGAUCAUUAUGUUAAGCCUCACUUUUUUUGACUUCAAAUUAAAGAAAAUGGAAAAUGUACCCUUGGAGCUGACUUUAAAAAUAUAUGGUCAGACUAUUGUGCCAUUUUUUGUUUCUGGGAAUUUCCACUUGGACCCUCAACUUUCAGAUAAUUUUAAAAAGAUGCUCGUGGCUGCAGGACAGAUUCCUUUACAUCUUCAAGGUCCUGUAGAGGACUUCCUACUGAAAAAGGCAAAAACGUCUCCUGAGGAUUUUGAUAAGCUCUAUGUGGUGGCAGCUUCUUUUGAAAGCGUGAAUAACCGCACCACGGUGAAGGCACUGUUCAACAACCAGGCAUACCAUUCCCCUGGCCUGGCUCUGGCUCUGGUGGACAAUUUUCUCUUCAAGUGUCUUUCCGGUGCCAAUGCUUCCAUUACAACAACCAACUACCCUCAACCUCAGACCGCCAAAGAGCUCUCAGAGAGUAUCUUGUUCCAGGGCCCUAAAGGACAUUACCUUGUCAUCAACUUUCUUUUCGGAAUAGCUUUCUUGUCGAGCUCUUUCUCCAUCCUGACCGUCACAGAGGAGAACAUUAAGUCUAAGCACAUCCAGUUUGUCAGUGGCGUCAGCGCAGCUGCUUUCUGGCUCUCGGCGCUGCUGUGGGAUCUCCUUUCCUUCCUCGUCCCCACUCUCCUGCUCGUGCUGGUGUUUUUGUGGUAUAAGGAGGAAGCGUUUGCACAUCACGAGGGUACCGCGGCGGUGGUCUUGAUAAUGAUGCUGUACGGCUGGGCUGCCAUCCCCUUCGUCUACACGGUCAGCUUCUCUUUCAAAAGUCCCAGUAACGCAUGUGCUAAACUGGUGGUGAUGCUCACCUUCCUGAGCAUCUGUCCCAUUGUGCUGGUCACGGUCACAAGCGAUAAAGACCUUGGCUAUGCGGAACUCUCAGACUCCUUGGAUCGUGUGUUCCUAAUACUUCCUGGACAUUGCCUGGGGAUGGCUUUUUCCAAUUUGUACUAUAACUUUGAGCUAAAAAAGUUUUGCAAUGCUAAGAACUUGAAUGAUACUAAGUGCAAUGAUGUUUACGAAGGCUAUGUGGUCCAGCAGAACAUCUAUGCCUGGGAGUCUCUGGGGAUAGGGAAGUACCUGACUGCUCUGGCUGUCCUGGGACCUGUGUACAUCAUCCUGCUUUUCCUCAUUGAAGCCAAUGCAUUCGGCAUACUGAAAUCCAGGCUUUCUGGCUUUACUAGGAAGGAAAAAUUGGGAAUGUUCCUCGAUGUAACCAAGUCGGAAGAUGAAGAUGGAGAUAUUCUAGAUGAGGCAGAAACCAUCAAGUUUUAUUUUGAAACAUUACUAAAGAAAAAUCCACUUAUUGUUAAAGAAGUGUCAAAGGUCUAUAAUGGGAAGGUACCUCUGCAGGCGGUGAACAAGGUGUACUUCACCGUUGAAGAAAAAGAAUGCUUUGGCCUUCUUGGCCUCAAUGGAGCUGGGAAGACUUCCAUUUUCAACAUGCUGACUGGGGAGCAACCCAUCACUUCAGGGGAUGUCUUUGUCAAGGGUUGCAGCGUCAAGUCUGACCUGGCAAAGGUGCGCCAGUGGAUUGGUUACUGUCCUGAAUUUGAUGCCCUGCUAAACUUCAUGACAGGAAGAGAGAUGCUUGUCAUGUACGCCCGUAUCCGGGGCGUCCCUGAAUGCCUCAUUAAAAUCUGUGUGGACCAGAUCCUUGAGGACUUACUCUUGCACAUGUAUGCGGACAAGCUGGUAAAAACCUAUAGUGGUGGCAACAAGCGCAUGCUGAGCGCCAGCAUCGCCCUCAUUGGAGAGCCUGCAGUCAUCCUCCUGGAUGAGCCAACCACCGGCAUGGACCCUGUGGCCCGACGUCUACUCUGGGACACUGUGGGACGGGUCCGUGAGUCUGGCAAGGCCAUUGUCAUCACCUCCCACAGUAUGGAGGAGUGUGAAGCCUUAUGUACCCGGCUGGCCAUCAUGGUUCAGGGCCAGUUCAAGUGCCUGGGCAGCCCACAACACCUCAAGAGCAAGUUUGGCAGCGGCUACUCCCUGCAGGCCAAGGUCCAGAGGGAAUGGCGGCAGGAGGUGCCAAAGUUCAAGGCAUUUGUGGACCUGACCUUCCCAGGCAGCAAUCUGGAAGACGAGCAUGAAGGCAUGGUCCAGUACUACCUGCCUGGCCACAGCCUCACUUGGGCAAAGGUGUUUGGCAUUAUGGAACAAGCCAAGAAGGAUUAUAUGUUGGAAGACUACUCCAUCAGCCAGGUCUCUCUGGAGGACAUCUUCCUGAGCUUCACCAGCCCUGUGUCCUCCACGAAAGGAAAAUUCCAACAAGGGCAAGCUGUCGUAGCCAGCCCCUCUUCACCCUCUCACUCCACCUCGCCUCCUUCCUCCAGUCCUUCCUAUCAGCCUCCCCCGCCUCCAGCCCCACCUCCCUCAGCACACGUCCUGCUGUAA
Arvicola amphibius (Eurasian water vole) is the source of this 6865-nucleotide messenger RNA. RefSeq names its product ATP-binding cassette sub-family A member 17-like. The record is from RefSeq and is a predicted model, not a curated record. NCBI's taxonomy places the organism in Eukaryota, Metazoa, Chordata, Mammalia, Rodentia, Cricetidae. The coding region runs from base 1682 to 6865 and encodes 1727 amino acids. Gene Ontology annotation, cellular component: membrane; intracellular membrane-bounded organelle. Gene Ontology annotation, biological process: lipid transport; transmembrane transport. The transcript is spliced from 30 exons. Gene Ontology annotation, molecular function: ATP binding; lipid carrier activity; ABC-type transporter activity.